GGACCGUUUAGGAAGCAAGUGGCCUCUCCCAAGGCACGGGAUAAGGGGAUGAGCUCUUGGGAGAGCUGGACACGGGGAAUCAUCCCCGUUCCUCCAUAAAUUAUCGUGUGGGAUCCCUGCUGGGGAGCUGGGGGAGAGAGAGGGUGGUUCCAACCUUGGAAGGAGACGGGAAGAAUCCCAAAAUCCUGCCUGUGCCAGCGGGUCACCUCCAGAGGGCUGAUCCCUGUCCCUGUGCUGCAGCUGAUUCCCGAGGCAGGGAUGUUCCCUGGAUGCUCCCUGAUUGCAUCAGGAGCCAGCCCUGCUUCCCAGGCUUCUGGGCCGACCGCACCCCGGUGCACGAGGCGGCGCGGCGCGGGGAGAUCCUGCAGCUGCAGCAGCUCAUCGAGAGCGGGGCCUGCGUCAACGCCGUCACCUACGACUCCAUCACGCCCCUGCACGAGGCCAGCCUGCGGGGACAGACCCAGUGUGUCAAACUGCUGCUGGAUGCGGGGGCACAGGUGGACGCCAGGAACAUCGACGGCAGCACCCCCCUGUGCGACGCCUGUGCCUCGGGGAGCAUCGAGUGUGUCAAGGUGCUGCUGUCCCACGGUGCCAAGGUGAACCCCCCCCUCUACACGGCCUCCCCUCUCCAUGAAGCCUGCAUGAAUGGCAGCCCCGAGUGUGUCCAGCUCCUCAUCGACGUCGGCGCCAACCUGGAGGCUCACGACUGUCACUUCGGGACUCCCCUGCACGUGGCCUGUGCCAGGGAACACCUGGACUGUGCCAAGCUGCUGCUCAAGGCAGGGGCCAACGUGAACGCGGCCAAGCUGCACGAGACGGCCCUUCACCACGCGGCCAAGGUGAAGAACGUGGACCUGGUGGAGAUGCUGGUGGAGUUCGGGGGGAACAUCUACGCCAGGGACAACCGGGGCAAGAAGCCCUCGGAUUACACCUGGAGCAGCAGCCCCACGGCCAAGUGCUUCGAGUACUACGAGAGUAAGUGAGGGGAAAAGCCUGGGAAUU
Pipra filicauda (Wire-tailed manakin) is the source of this 1002-nucleotide messenger RNA. It is a transcript of the gene ASB13, whose product is annotated as ankyrin repeat and SOCS box containing 13. The transcript is spliced from 5 exons. Gene Ontology annotation, molecular function: protein binding. Gene Ontology annotation, biological process: positive regulation of protein catabolic process; protein ubiquitination. The record is from RefSeq and is a predicted model, not a curated record. The coding region runs from base 270 to 983 and encodes 237 amino acids. NCBI's taxonomy places the organism in Eukaryota, Metazoa, Chordata, Aves, Passeriformes, Pipridae.